Ectocarpus sp. CCAP 1310/34 is the source of this 3179-nucleotide messenger RNA. The record is from the annotation of a GenBank genome assembly. Lineage: Eukaryota; Phaeophyceae; Ectocarpales; Ectocarpaceae.
AUGCGUGCUUGGCGGGGGGGCGGGACGGCGGGAGGCACUUCGCCUACUGCUACCAAGGGCGAGCCGAAGAAGAGCGAUGAGCCCUCGGUGCCGCCCCGUUCUACGGGUGAUGGCGUAAAGGGUGGUAACACGGUGAGGGCGGGCACAAUGGAGUCGGCGUCCUUGCUUGCGGGCAACGUUCAGCGGCUGCAGUUUCUGAGGAAGAAGACGGGGGUUGAUCUCUGGGUGACGGUUUACUCCCUGUACGCUAUGGCCAUCCGGAGCGUCAUCUCGACCGUCGGCCAACCGCUGCGAGAUGCCACGGCGAGGAGGACCCGGCUUUUCGGGGCAGCCUCGGAUGAAGCUGCCGCAGCCGGGGCAUCAGCAGCGUCAGGCGAAGCAGCAGCGGCGUCCAUGCUCGACGGCACCGAAGGCGUUGUUGGUGCCGGUGGUGCCGCCGCCGAGGCCCUCGCCCGCGAAGCUCUCGAGCCCAUGCCGUUCGCCUACCUGCCGAGCGUCGGAGCGAUGCUGUUGCUUGCGGCGGCGGUGGCGGCGCACGUGCUGCUCCUGCUGGGAAAGAAGUGGUCCGUCCGAUUCCAUGCCUGGAGUGCGUUCGACGAGGUCUUGAGUUGGGAAGAAGCAGAUGCCGUCCUGGUCACACCCGUUAGACACACCGGGUCGCCAGCUAUCUGUCCCCUGGUAGGCGCGAAUCGCUUGCUGCGAGAUCCAACAGCAACAGAGGAGGGUUGGGAGUCGGAGGACGAGUCGCAGGAUGUUGAGGACGAGGAGCAGGCUGUGUCGUCGACAAACGAGAGUGGCGGAACCCCUGGGGCCACAAAACUGGAUGGGGACGGGGAAGGAACUGCGGGGCUAGGGGAGGAUUUGUCGUCGGAAGAAGGUUCAACACCAACCGAGUAUCUUUCGGAGGAGUUGGAGGAGGAGGAGGCAGGAAUAUCUGGGGUCUCGCGGAAACGCAAGGGUGCUGCAGCUGCCAGUGGUACUACUGCUUCUGCUACUGCUUCUACAACGGGUGCCGACGUCGGCGCCGACCCGCCGUCCUUCGUCUACCAGAGGCGGAAGUUUGUCCUGAAGCGUGCAGUGACUGUUGCUGCUCGGGGGAGCGACGGCAAGGGGGAGGACGAGAAGGAGGAGCGUGAGGAAGAGGAGGAGGACGAGGAGGAGGAGGAGGAGGGGGAGGGCAGUGCUAGCCGCGGAUCAGGGGACGAAGUGGCAGAUACUUUCGAACUGGUGGAGCUCCCGACACGGUGGCCGCUCGGACGUUAUCUCCAGGCGGGCGGUCUGACUCUGGAGGACGCCGUCACGAAGCUGAGAAUGUUCGGCGAAAACUCGGUGGACGUGAAACAGCCCACGUUCUGGCACCACCUGGCGGACCGACUCACCAGCCCGUUCGUCGUGUUCAAUCUCUUCAACCAGGUCCUGUGGAUGCUGGAGUUGUACUGGUUGAAGGCGCUACUGGCUAUCGGCGAGGUGAUUGGCGUGGAGGCUGUCUUUGUGGCGGACGCGGAACGAAGGAGGAGGCAGCUCGACAUUAGAAACUCCAACAAGCCGACCAAGAGGGUGAGAGCAUGGCGAGGGGGACAGUGGGUGCCCAUCCCCGUGUCGAGCAUGCUUCCGGGGGACUUGGUUUCGCUCAAGACAGGCGUCGUCGCGGUUGCCCCUGAGGGGUCGGAGGGCGGCGAUGGCCAGGAUGAUAAGAAGGGGCAAGACGAGGAGGCGUUUUUCGUGGGGGAGCUGCCGGCGGACGUGCUGCUGCUGAGGGGCACCGCGGUGGUGAACGAGGCUAGCCUCACGGGCGAGAGCGUGCCACAGAUCAAGACGUCCUUGACGUCGGAGCCGAUAGACUUUGAGGACGAGCUCGACAUCGCCGGGGGCGACCUGCGGAGGACCAUCGACUUCGGCAACCACGGCGUGCGCCAGGAGUCAAAGGACGCGGGAUUCCUCCUGGCUUUCCUGCUGACGUUCGCCGCGUUAUCGUCGGCCCAUGUGGUGCGGGAGGGCCUCAAGUCUCAAGCCGUUUCUGGAUUCAGGCUACUCGUGCAGGUGGACGUGUGCCUGUUCGACAAAACGGGGACUAUCACCUCGGACAAGCUCCGGGCAGAGACUCUAGUGACCCCACAGUCUCUCCGUCCCAACAGCCCCCCAGUAGCUGUCAGCCUGGGCCAUUCGGCCCGAAGCGGCGGGACUGCUGCCGGUUUGGAGCGACCGGGACUUGCGGCCGAGGCGGUGGUGGGCGGGUGCCACUCUCUCAUGGACGUAGACGGGGUCCUGCACGGAGACCCUCUGGAGGCAUCGGCGUUGGAGGGGAUACGCUGGAAGUGGGAUGCAUUAUCCCACACCGCCCGCCCCGACGAUGGCGAAACCGCCGUCUCUCAGAGGAGCGACGGCGGCGGCGGCAAGGGCGGCUGCGCUGAUGACGAAGACGACCGUGACAAGUCUACGGGCGGCCACAGGAGAAAGCCCGAGGGAAAGCCUGGCGCCAAGGCCGAGAAGAAGGGCGGCAGGAGAAAAACGAAGGCUAGGGGCGGAAGCGGAAACUCAGGCUCCGACGAGAGAGGGGUAGAGAAGGCGUCUGGAGACGGGAUUUCCGUCGCGGUGUGGAGGCGGUACGCGUUCAGCUCGCAGCUGCAGAGGAUGAGCGUGGUGGCCGAGAUCUACGGCGGUUCAGCCGGCCUGACAAACAAGGAAGGCGUGCCCGAGAACAAUAUCACCAGCGCUGGGCCGUAAGCUGGACGUUAUGCCAGCGAAAUGUGGCCGGUUCUCUCAUGCAAGCCGUGCGCCGGGCUUUCCCUUAUUUCCACUUUUUUCACUCCCCUCCCCCCCGGUGCAAUCUAGACUUCAGUGGGUUGGCGCUGUUGGCAAAGCGCUGUAAAACACGCCACCCCAAAUAUAGCCCCCAUAGUAUGCGCUACCAAAGACGCGUGACGCAUGGAUGCGUGGAGUGAGGAUUGCUUACGAAAACCUCACAGGUUGAGUGAUGUAGGAGAUUGCCGGACACAUAGACGUGUUGAGUGAUUAUAGCUGUAUACUGAAACCCCACGGAAAGGGGAGGUUUGAGAUUGCCAGACACAUAGACGGGUUGCGUGGGGAUAGCUGCUGGAACCCCACGGGUUGAGUGAUGUUGGAGUGCCGGACACAUAGACGCGUUGAAUGAGGAUAGACACAUAUUGAACCUCACAGGU